CGCGCCCGACUUUUCCCUGGCCACCGCCUGAAAUUGGCCAGGCUCUCGGACUCGGACUCAUUAUGAGUGACAAACGGUUCGUCGUCGCUGGCAGUUCCAGUUUGUUCAACUCCGCCGCCAACCGAUCGCUGUUACAUUAACAUUAUUAUGCGCUCUGGCGUGUGCAUAUAUGUGCAGGUCGUCUAGUUUGUCUCGUUACAUAUUUAUUUUCUUCGUGUGGGAAACUCGUUUUCUCCUGGGCUGGCUGGUUUGUUGUUAGCUAUUGAGACUUCCGAGCUUCCGUUUGGAGCACACGGGGCGCCACUAUAAAUGAUUUGGCCAGCUCCAAGGAGGCCUUACUUCGUGUGAGAUCUCUGAAAGUGAAGGUGGUCAAUCCAGAGGCAUCUAUGUCCAGUGGAAAGUGAUUUAUUGCCUAACAAAAACAAAGAAAGAAAGCGACAUGAGUGGUCUAGUGGUUCUGCUACUCUGUGCCUUUUGCUGCAGUGUGGCCGCCAAGCCGCCGGCAGCUCGGCGGGCGCAACUGCAUGACGACGUCCAGCUCAUCCAUCCGCACAUCAUCAGCAUUGAGCGUUUGGAACACCUGCUGCGGCGUGCUGGUGAAAUCUUUGGUCCCACCUUGGAGGAGGAUUCCAUGGUGGAGGCCAGUAGCCAAGUGGAGGAGCAAGUGCAGCCCCAGCAGCGCAUGCUGCCGCCCACGGAGCAGCCCUACAACUUCUAUCUACCGCUCUACGAUUAUGUGGAGCCCAAACUGGAUGAGAAAAGUAGAAGGCUCGAGAAGAUUGCUCCGCCGCCGCAGAAGAUGGAGCACAACUACUAUGCAGACAAGCCAAAGAAGAAGCCAAAGAAGUUCAACGCAGCCACUAAGCACAUCAACCUCAACCUGAAGUGGCUGAACACCUACGAGAAGGCCAUGGGUGGAGCGACGGCACCCAAGGCCAUCUAUCUGGAGCAGGACGAGCGAAACCGCAUCAACUUUGAUGACUCCUUCUUCGCCGUGGAUAUGCAGGUGAAGAUGCCUGAUAACCAGCCACAUAGGGAGGCUGGAGCGCCGUCCGCUGAGCUCCUGCAGCACGGUGAGGAGCAAGCAGAGGAAGAUCUAAUGGCGGCUCCUGCGCAGCUGGCCUACAACUUCAAGGCGCCCGUCCAGGACGCACAUCAUCGCCUAUAAA
Messenger RNA from Drosophila serrata, 1169 nucleotides. RefSeq lists its product as uncharacterized. The record is from RefSeq and is a predicted model, not a curated record. Lineage: Eukaryota; Metazoa; Arthropoda; Insecta; Diptera; Drosophilidae.